AUGGGCGACUUCCUGCGAUCCGUCUGGCUCGCCGAGGAGUCGCACAUGCUCGCCGCCGCGCACGCCGCCGGGCGCGCGGAUCCGCGUGCGCGCGACAGGGCUGUGGGGCUGCUGCGCGCGUGCUCGCUGUGGCGGCAGAAGUCCAGUGCGGCGAUCACUCGGGUCGCUGGUAGCGCAGGGAGCGCAGGGAGGGGGUCCACUGGGGUCGCCGGGAGCGAUAGGGUAUGGGCGCAGGUGUGGGCGCAGGUGUGGGCGCAGGUGUGGGCGCAGGUGUGGGUGCAGGUGUGGGCGCAGGUGUGGGUGCAGGUGUGGGCGCAGGUGUGGGCGCAAGGGGGCUGGGGGGAGUUUGCUGGGGCGGGCAUGGUGGCGGCGGAUGGGGUUGGGGGGCGGGGGGGAGAGGCGGGGGGGCAGGGCGUGGGGGGGAGUGCGGGGCGGAGGGGGAGGAAGCGGAGUGGGGAGGGGGGAGGGGCGCCGGUGGAGAGGAGGCAGAAGAAGAUGAUCAAGAAUAGAGAGUCUGCCGCUCGGUCCCGGGCGAGGAAACAGGCGUACACUUUAGAGUUGGAGUUGGAGGUGGCACAGCUUAAGUUGGAAAACGAACAGCUGCGCGCCCCCACCCCACCAGGCGUACACGCGCACCCCCAACUCCUCCCCCCCCCCCUUGGUGCUCCCCCACCCCCCUCUUGGUGCCCCCCGCACCCCCCACCCUUCCAGGCGUACACAGUGGAGUUGGAGGCGGAGGUGAAGGAAGAGAAGGAGAAGCUGCGCACACCAUCCCUCUGCAUGUCCCCCCUUCCCCUCUCCUCCUCCACCCUCCUUCCCCUCCAGGCAUACACAGUGGAAUUGGAGGCGGAGGUGAAGGAAGAGAAGGAGAAGCUGCGCACACCAUCCCUCUGCAUGUCCCCCCUUCCCCUCUCCUCCUCCACCCUCCUUCCCCUUCCAGGCAUACACAGUGGAAUUGGAGGCGGAGUGGAAUUGGAGGCGGAGGUGAAGGAAGAGAAGGAGAAGCUGCGCACACCAUCCCUCUGCAUGUCCCCCUUCCCCUCUCCUCCUCCACCCUCCUUCCCCUUCCAGGCAUACACAGUGGAAUUGGAGGCGGAGGCGUACACUGUGGAGCUGGAGGCGGAGGUGGCUCAGUUGAAGGAAGAAAACGAGCAGCUGCGCUCUCCCAGCUGCUGCCUGCUGCAGUCCCCAACCCACGCGCACGCGGUGAGUCAAUCAACACUGAUGUGGUGA
Closterium sp. Yama58-4 is the source of this 1233-nucleotide messenger RNA. The record is from the annotation of a GenBank genome assembly. Lineage: Eukaryota; Viridiplantae; Streptophyta; Zygnematophyceae; Desmidiales; Closteriaceae.